Molecule: messenger RNA, 6734 nt
Organism: Sciurus carolinensis (gray squirrel)
Lineage: Eukaryota; Metazoa; Chordata; Mammalia; Rodentia; Sciuridae
Gene: Adamts2
Product: ADAM metallopeptidase with thrombospondin type 1 motif 2
Exons: 22
Coding region: 135-3761 (1208 amino acids)
Biological process (GO): proteolysis; extracellular matrix organization
Molecular function (GO): zinc ion binding; metalloendopeptidase activity
Source: RefSeq, a predicted model, not a curated record
CGCCUCCUCCGCCCCGCGCCCUGCGGUGCUGCAGCUGCGGGCGGCUCCAGCUGCCCCCAGAUGUGGGCUGGGCAGCGCGCGGGGAACUUUCGCGCCGGCUGCGAGUGCGGGGCCCCGGCUGCGGUCCGGCUGUCAUGGAUCCGCCGGCGGGAGCCGCUCGCCGCCUGCUCUACCCCGCGCUGCUGCUCCUGCUGCCGCCUCUCCUGCUGCCGCCGCCGCCCGCAAAUGCCGGACUCACGGCCGUCGCCGACCCCCCAGGUGGGCCCCUGGGGCACGGAGCGGAGCGCAUCCUGGCGGUGCCGGUGCGCACUGACGCCCAGGGACGCUUGCUGUCCCACGUGGUGUCGGAGGCUACGACCGGAGCCGGGGUACGAGCCCGCAGGGCCGCCCCGGUCCAAACCUCGGGCUUCCCUGGAGGCAGUGAGGAAGACCCUGGCGACCGCCUGUUCUACAAUGUCACGGUCUUCGGCAGAGACCUGCACCUGCGGCUGCGGCCCAAUGCCCGCCUCGUGGCUCCCGGGGCUACUGUGGAGUGGCAGGGUGAGACGGGUGCAACUCGAGUGGAGCCCCUGCUUGGGACCUGCCUGUACGUCGGGGACGUGGCCGGCUUAGCUAAAGCCUCCUCAGUGGCGCUCAGUAACUGCGAUGGGCUGGCUGGUUUAAUCCGGACGGAGGAGGAGGAGUUCUUCAUCGAGCCUCUGGAGAAGGGGCUGGUGGCACAGGAGGCUGAGCAGGGUCGAGUGCACGUGGUGUAUCGCCGACCGCCCACCCCCAGAACCCCUCCUCUGGAGGGGCCACAAGCCCUGGACACAGGGGCCUCCCUGGGUAAUCUGGAUAGCCUCAGCCAAGCCCUGGGCGUCUUGGAGGAGCGCGUCAACAGCUCCAGGAGGAGGGCACGCAGGCAUGCUGCUGACGACGACUACAACAUUGAAGUCCUGCUGGGUGUGGAUGACUCAGUGGUUCAGUUCCACGGGAAGGAGCACGUGCAGAAGUACCUGCUGACGCUUAUGAACAUUGUCAAUGAAAUCUAUCAUGACGAGUCCUUGGGGGCCCACAUCAAUGUUGUCCUGGUGCGGAUUAUCCUGCUGAGCUAUGGGAAGUCCAUGAGCCUCAUCGAGAUUGGCAACCCCUCUCAGAGCCUGGAGAAUGUCUGCCGCUGGGCAUACCUACAGCAAAAGCCGGACACAGGUCAUGAUGAGUAUCAUGAUCACGCCAUCUUUCUCACUCGGCAGGACUUUGGGCCUUCAGGAAUGCAAGGCUAUGCUCCUGUCACCGGGAUGUGCCACCCUGUCCGCAGCUGUACCCUGAACCACGAGGACGGCUUCUCCUCAGCAUUUGUGGUGGCCCAUGAGACUGGUCACGUGCUGGGCAUGGAACACGAUGGUCAGGGCAACCGCUGUGGCGACGAGGUGCGACUGGGUAGCAUCAUGGCACCCUUGGUACAGGCUGCCUUCCACCGCUUCCACUGGUCCCGCUGCAGCCAGCAGGAGCUCAGUCGCUACCUGCACUCCUAUGACUGCUUGCGGGAUGACCCCUUCGCCCAUGACUGGCCAGCGCUGCCCCAGCUCCCAGGGCUGCACUAUUCCAUGAACGAGCAGUGCCGCUUCGACUUUGGCCUGGGCUACAUGAUGUGCACCGCGUUCCGCACCUUCGAUCCCUGCAAACAGCUUUGGUGCAGCCACCCUGAUAAUCCCUACUUUUGCAAGACCAAGAAGGGACCCCCUCUGGAUGGGACUAUGUGUGCACCUGGCAAGCAUUGCUUUAAAGGACACUGCAUCUGGCUGACACCUGACAUCCUCAAACGGGAUGGCAACUGGGGUGCCUGGACUCCAUUCGGCUCCUGCUCACGCACCUGUGGCACCGGUGUGAAAUUCAGGACUCGCCAGUGUGACAACCCACACCCAGCCAACGGGGGACGUACCUGCUCAGGCCUAGCCUAUGACUUCCAGCUCUGCAGCACUCAGGACUGCCCUGACUCCCUGGCUGACUUCCGUGAGGAGCAGUGCCGGCAAUGGGACCUGUACUUUGAGCACGGAGAUGGCCAGCACCACUGGCUGCCCCAUGAACACCGGGAUGCCAAGGAGCGAUGCCACCUCUACUGUGAGUCCAAGGAGACUGGGGAGGUGGUGUCCAUGAAACGCAUGGUGCAUGAUGGGACACGCUGCUCCUACAAGGACGCCUUCAGCCUCUGUGUGCGUGGGGACUGCAGGAAGGUGGGCUGUGAUGGGGUGAUCGGCUCCAGCAAGCAGGAGGACAAGUGUGGCGUGUGUGGAGGGGACAAUACUCACUGCAAAGUGGUCAAGGGUACAUUCACACGCUCACCCAAGAAGCAAGGUUACAUCAAGAUGUUUGAGAUCCCUGCAGGGGCCAGACACCUACUCAUCCAGGAGGCAGACGCCACUGACCACCAUUUGGCCGUCAAGAACGUGGAAACAGGCAAAUUCAUCUUAAAUGAAGAGAACAACCUGGACCCCAAUUCCAGAUCCUUCAUUGCCAUGGGUGUGGAGUGGGAAUACAGGGACGAGGAUGGCAGGGAGACUCUGCAGACCAUGGGCCCCCUCCAUGGAACCAUCACUGUGCUGGUUAUCCCAGAGGGAGAUGCCCGGAUCUCACUGACAUACAAAUACAUGAUCCAUGAGGACUCACUCAACGUUGAUGACAACAAUGUCCUUGAAGAUGACUCCGUGAGCCAUGAGUGGGCCCUGAAGAAGUGGUCUCCCUGCUCCAAGCCCUGUGGUGGAGGGUCCCAGUUCACCAAGUAUGGCUGCCGCAGGAAGCUGGACCACAAAAUGGUGCACCGUGCCUUCUGCAGUGCCCUGACGAAGCCCAAAGCCAUCCGCCGAGCUUGCAACCCACAGGAGUGCUCCCAGCCUGUGUGGGUCACAGGAGAGUGGGAGCCUUGCAGUCACAGCUGUGGGCGGACGGGCAUGCAGGUGCGCUCUGUGCGCUGCAUCCAGCCACUUCACGACAACACCACCCGCUCCGUGCACACCAAGCACUGCAAUGACAACCGGCCCGAGAGCCGCCGAGCCUGCAAUCGUGAGCUCUGCCCUGGUCGGUGGCGGGCUGGACCUUGGUCCCAGUGCUCAGUAACCUGUGGCAACGGCACCCAGGAGCGGCCAGUGCUCUGCCGCACUGUGGAUGACAGCUUCGGUGUCUGCCUGGAGAAGCGGCCUGAGACAGCAAGGAUAUGCAGGCUUGGCCCCUGUCCUCGGAACAUCUCUGAUCCCUCCAAGAAGAGCUAUGUGGUUCAGUGGCUGUCCCGCCCAGACCCCGACUCACCCACCCAGAAGACCUCGUCAAAGAGCCACUGCCAAGGCGACAAGUCAAUGUUCUGUAGGAUGGAAGUCUUGUCUCGCUAUUGUUCCAUCCCAGGCUACAACAAACUCUGCUGCAAGUCCUGUAACCUGCGAAACAACAUCACCAACAUGGACGAUGGGGCAGAGCCACCACCUGGGAAGCACAAUGACAUUGAUGUGUUCAUGCCUACACUCCCAGGGCCCACCCUAGCCACGGAGGUGCAGCCUUCACCAGGUACCCCCUUGGGAGUCCCUCUUAAUGUCUCCAGCACCAAUGCCACUGAGGAUCACCCAGAAACUAAUGCUGUAGAUGUACCCUAUAAAAUCCACGGCCUGGAUGAUGAAGUCCAGCCACCCAACCUCAUCCCUCGACGACCUAGCCCAUAUGAAAGGACCAGGAACCAAAGAAUUCAGGAGCUCAUUGAUGCAAUGCGGAAGAAAGGGACACUUGGAAAGUUCUAAUAAAAUGGAAAGAUAGCAUCAGUAGCAUUUUUUUUCUUGCUUAUAGAGAUAUUCCAUGGGAUAACAAAUCCUAUGUCAUGGAAAUAAAUGAAGCCAAAACUCCUGAUUCCAAAAGGUUUUGAGAAAACUAAGAAGGGGAAUGAUAUAAAAAAUUUUAUGUAUACAGGUUUGAUCCUGCAGCAGCUAGGUUAACAUGUGUAUUUGCCAGUCCAGGAAUGACCUAAAUCUUACAGUAGUGUUGGGUGUGGAGUGUAUAGGAAGGUAGAGGUUCUACAACUUUCAUCAGUAAGGGGAGGCCAAGAGGGAUAAAUCAAAGACAAAAAGAAUUUUCCCAAAGUUUCUGAGCAAUAGUUCACCAUUAUCCUUUCCUUGGUGGAGACACAGGACAUUUCCUAUCAAUCCCGAGACCAAGGAACAAGCCCCUUGUGGACUGUCAGGAGAUAUGGUGGUUUAUUUAAUAACUGACCAGUUGCCCAAAUGAGUACAAUGAAGUGAAGGUCAUGAACUCAAAUGCCCUCGAGGGCCAGGCAGGUGACAAGGAUGAGUGUAGUGCCCAGUUGGGGACUGUGAGCAACAUGGGGCCACACUCAUUCAGAGCUGACUGUCAUCUUGGGUACUGCCACUGUGAAAUCUCUCUUUUCCACAGGCUCUUGCUUUGCCAGAUAGUAUGUUUUUUCAGAUGUCUAGAUUUUCAUGGAAAACCUCUCAAUCUGUAAAGGGUCAUAGGUUCUAGAUGCACCAGGCUAUAAAUACUUUGUUCUCCAGUCUUGGACUGAUCUAGUUUGAUAAUUAACUAAGGACUUAGGAAAAGUCAUUUGAUCCAUUUGGUGCUCAUUUCUCUCAAUUGCAUUUGGCCUGGGCAGCUGUCUAGUUCUUUCUAGAAAAGUAAUAAGAAUUCAAUAACUGGGAGCCAUGAGACAAAGACAAUGGGGAAGAAGUAAGUUUCUCUCCUCUCCAGUAGCCUGGCCUUGCUUGCUGUCCUGCUUCUAGGGGAAGAGCCCUUGUGUUCUCCUGGCCAGCCUGGCCUCAGUCCCCAGAUUCUUCCAGGGAGCCUCUGUCCCUCCCAAAGUGUAUUAGAAGGGUGGAGUCGACACAUGCUUUGGUGAGUCAGUCCAGUGAGUGACCCAUGGCCCUGAAUCUCCCAGAGUGCUGACGUGGUACCACUGGGGUGGUAAGAUGUCGGGCUCUGAGGCUCAAGAUUAUAUCUGAAGACCAGUCUAGCCCCGCAGGGUGGGCUUUCCCUCUUUAGUCCUGCUUCCUCCCCACCUCCAUCUCUUAGAAGUUUCAGAACCCAGCAGUGACCUGCAAGAUGUGGACUCUGAUGGGAGGCAUGGGAAGAGGUGAGCAAAGUCUGCUUUGUCUUUUACACUUCAAAAUCUUAACAACUUCUGGUUUCUGGCAAAAUGGUGCUUUGUGAGUAAGAUGCUAAGAGGGAAACAGGAGGAAGGGAGUUGGGGUGGAUGGGAAAAAGGUGGCUAAUCUUUACCUCUCGAUGCAUUGAUAUGUGAAUAUGCAGCUCCAAGGUCCCAAAUGACAAGACCCAGGGGCAUAUUAGCUCCUUAGCUGGGCCUAGGCUGACAGGUAAUUGAGCUUUUUAUGUCCAGGAAACUUCUAGAGGCUUUGUAUUCUCACCAGUCAUAGAUCUCAGAGAACUCUUUCUUAUUAAACUCCCGUUAUAUGGGUGAGAAUACUGAGGCUCAGGAUAAUCCCCUAAGGUCUAUUCCCUAUUGGAUUUCAAGGUGCUCAGUGUGUUUGAAUCUGUAUACAUGUGUGAGUAUGUCUGAGUGGAUGGUCUGAGAAACUAAGAAUGUAGGGACCAGUUACAAUGGUAUCUGGGAUAAUGCUUAAUUUUCCACCUGGGUGGAAACCAGCCUUCCCACCUCCUGGCCCAGGCAACUGCUCCACCUUUGCUGCCACUUCCCAUGCAUGCCCCUACACUGUCCUGUGCCCCUGUGUCUUCCAAGGAACCAGACUGGAGGAAACCUUUUGAGUAUCUCCCUUGGUCUGUGGUUGAGAACACUUUUGCCAUCCUCCUCUCCAUACAAGGGGAAUGGAUUCCAUGGCUUGACCACAUUUGUUGAACCCAGGGCAGCUGGUGCUUUUCACAGGCUGAGAAUUGAGUGUUUCUUACAUGGUUCUACACAGAAUUUGUAGGAAGUUCAGGACUAAUGCUAACCAGAGAGUAUCACUCAAUUAAUUGCCCAAACUAGAGGUUGUGAAAUGGGAACACUGCAUUCCCAGAUACCACCAAAACAGGGCUUCAUAGAGGCCCCAGGUGGGACAUUCCCUGGGUACCUAUCCUCUGCUCAAGAUGCCCUCAGGAAAUUGAAGGUCAACCUGCCCAUGGCCCCACAUACAAUCCUUGGGCCAUAUACCCACAGAGUUCUCUAGAGCUAGAUGGUCCUUAGAUGUCUCUGUCCAAGGAACACAAUCAUUCACCAGGCUCUGAGAACUUGCAAAUCUCCUCUGAGCAUGAGAAUACUUAGAGACCAAACUUAGAGAAAACAGUCCUGAGCUUUCCAAAUCAGCAUCUGUUUCUGAGAGUUUCCUCGAGCCCCAAAGAGGCAGAUGGAUGUCUUCUAGCUGAGGUUUCUAACACCAUGGUGACACUAAGACUGCUCACACCACCCAGAUAAUCUCCCAAGGUACCCCAGAGUCACAUAUUAGUCUUGGGGAGACUUGUGCUAGGUUUGGGGGUUCUCUCUGAUUUAUUCCUUUUGGGAUACCCAUGGAAUUUCAUGUAUAAGCCUUUCAUUUGUAUUUUAAGAUUUUAAAAUCUGUUUUGAGUAUAUAAAUGGUGCUCAAUAUAGCAGUGUCUUUGUCAGAUGAAGCAGUAUGAUUCUAUAUGGAACCACUAAGGUGCUGAACUCAAAUCUCGAAAUUUUUAUCUUACUGAUAACAGGCAUCAAUGCAUUUUAUUCUGUAUGGUAAAAUUUGAUUCCUAACUUUUAUAACUUAUUAAAGUUAAAAUGU